This is a messenger RNA of Astyanax mexicanus (Mexican tetra), 5688 nucleotides long. Its product is annotated as sushi domain-containing protein 6. NCBI's taxonomy places the organism in Eukaryota, Metazoa, Chordata, Actinopteri, Characiformes, Acestrorhamphidae. The coding region runs from base 121 to 1569 and encodes 482 amino acids. The record is from RefSeq and is a predicted model, not a curated record. The transcript has 9 exons.
CGGACGGACAGGUCAUCUGUUCUGAGAGCGGUGGGUCUGACAGCUGUGGCGGAGGCAGAGCUAGCUCGCUAGCUUCCCAUCCCGAAGAAAGGAGACAGGAGGCCUGUCGUGAGGGGUAAGAUGUCAGAAGGAACUAAUGAGAGGUCUCCAUUGCUCCGGGUCUCCUUAUCGCCACUUCCCACUCUGUCUUGGUCUCUGUUGCUCUUCCUGAGUCUCCUGUCUUCUUCACAGGCAUCAAGUUGUGUGAGGCCGUUCUCCAUCCAGCACGGCCGAGUGAAUGUGACCGAGACCAACAGAGGCUCAUUUCCUGUGGGCACUGUGCUCCAGUACAGCUGUGAUUCAGGAUACACUGUGGAUGGUCCCAGCAUCGUCAUCUGCACCAGAGAGGGUCUCUGGUCUUCAGGAACCCCACACUGUUUACACAAUAGCUAUCAGUACACUGUAGAUCAGUGUAAUCCUCCGUUGGAGCCGGAGAACGGAGGCUAUACCUGCCACCCGUCUCCAUGUCAUCACCUGUCUCAGGGCACAGUGGUGGAGUACUUCUGUGACGAGGGCUACACACUGAAGGGUGGCCAGAAAUACCUCACCUGUCAGAAUGGAGAGUGGGACCACUCCAUGCAGGUCAACUGUGUGCCCACUCAAGGUUGUGUGAGGCAGUUCUCCAUCCAGCACGGCCAAGUGAAUGUGACCGAAACCAACAGAGGCUCAUUUCCUGUGGGCACUGUGCUCCAGUACAGCUGUGAUUCAGGAUACACUGUGGAUGGUCCCAGCAUCGUCAUCUGCACCAGGGAGGGUCUCUGGACUUCAGGACCCCCACGCUGUUUACACAAUACAUUGUGUGGUCCUCCGUUUGAGCCGGAGAACGGAGGUUAUAACUGCCACCCGUCUCCCUGUCAUCACCUGACUCACGGAACUGUGGUGGAGUACUUCUGUGAUGAGGGAUACACACUGAAAGGGGACUACAAAUACCUCACCUGUCAGAAUGGAGAGUGGGACAGCGCAGUGCAGAUCAGCUGUGUUCUCAGCCAGGAAAAGAACGCAUCUCCUGUGCUGGGCAUGAACACACUGUCCAUCGUGGCAUCCACUGCCAGCUCUGUGGCUCUGGUCCUACUGCUGGUGGUCCUGUUUGUUUUACUGCAGCCCAAACUGAAGUCUUUCCAUCAUGGAAGGCGAGAUCAGGGAGGCUCAGGGCAGCCCGUGACCAUCAUGGUGGAGGGCGUUCAGGUGACGCUGCCAUCAUACGAGGAGGCUGUUUCUGGAGCUGGAGGUCCUGCUGUGCCCAGAACUCACCUGAACCCACAGCUGGAGUCUUUAGAUCAGCCUCCUGCAGAGGACUCCUCCUCCUCCUCACACGCUCAGCUGGCAGAGAUCGCAGUGGUGCAUCGGCCUCCCUCCUCUUCCUCCUCCUCCUCCUCCUCCUGGUCUCUGGACACUGUGCAGGGGGCAAUGGCAGCAUCCGCAGCGCUGCAGCACCAUAACCCGGAGACCAGUCAGCAGAACAGUAUGCUGUCUCUACACAGCCCAGAGCAGGACACGGCGGAUGACAUUCCCCUACUGAAGGAAUCCUGAGAGUCUGUGGACCCUGAUCCUCCAGGCUGAAGCUCAGCCAGAACUCCGGGGCCACGGAGGCUGCAGCCCUGCAGGCCUGAGCGCUGUGAUCCCCUUCUGUGCUGCACCUGUACCAGACUCAGCCCCGCCCAUCUCAGGUGAUAUUCAACUAGACCCGCCCCCCCACGCCCAACUGGUACCAUGAUACAGACCAGUCAAGAUCUCCCAGCUCUUUAUACACACACACACACACACACGUACAUACGUAUCCCCUACAGUUCAGACGGUCCCUCUGCACCCCUGAGGUGUGUGUGAUGGAGACGUAGCAGAGAGACACAGCACUGUACAGAGAGACACAAAACAACAUAAAGCCUUCAGAUAUUAAUAAUAAUAAUAUUUUAUUAUUGAACAAAUUCUGUGAUCUGUGUUUCCUAAUGGAUCAAAAACCCCACAGUGAUCACAGUGAAGCAAUGCCACACCCACCCAAAUACCCCACUAAACCCCACCUAUCUAUCCCACUAAACUCCACCUACAUACCCUAUAAAAACCCACCUAUUUAACCCACUAAACCACACCUAUCUAUCCCACUAAAACUCCACUUUCCUACCCUACUGAACUCCACCUACUUAACUAAAACCCCACCCAAAUACUCCACUAAACCCAACCUAUCUAUCUCGCUAAAUUCCACUUAUCUAUCCCACUAAACUCCACCUACAUACCCUAUAAAAACCCUACCUAUUUUUCCCACUAAACCCCACUUACCCACCCCACUGAACUCCACCUACGUAACUAAAACCACACCCACCUAUCCCACUAAACCCCGCCUACCUACAUACCUCUCUAAACCCCACUGAUCCCACUGAACUCCGCCUACCUGCCCUACUAAACCUCACCUAUCCCACUGAACUCCAUCUACCGAACCUACUAAACCCCACUCAUUUUACUGAACUCUACCUAUCCCACUAAACCCCACCUACAUAUCCUACAAAACCCCACCUAUCUACCCACUAAAAACCACCGACCUCUCACUAAACCCCACCUACAUACCCCACUAAACUCCACCUACUCCAAUGAACUCCACUUACCCCAAUAAACUCCACUUACCUGUCCCACUAAACCAAUCUACUUAACUAAACCACACCUACAUACCCCACUAAACCCCACUGAAUCCCACCUACCUACCUCACUGAACCCCACCUACUUAACUAAACCCAGACCAACCUAUGCCAUUAAACCCCACUUACCCCGCUGAACUCUGCCUACCCCACUACACCCCAUCUACCUACCCCACUAAUCCCCACCUACCUACCCCACUGAACUCCACCCCACCUUUAUGUACACAAGCAGGGCACCACUCGACAUUGUGAAUGAUGCAUGGAACACUUGUGCACUGAGAGGUUUUCUUUGUUCCUAAUUUUUUAAAGACUUGAUUGAAUGCGUCCAUCCCACCUGUAGCAAAUUAGUGGCAUGUUAAAAAAAAAAAAAAAAAAAAUGUUUUGGUGUAUACACCCCGGAAAACACCGUGAUAAGGGCUAUUUUUACCCUCAUCCUUUUCCAUCUGCGUUCAUUUGCCACUGUCAGACAUAUUAGUUAAAAGAGUAAAAAUCUUGUAUUUUGAUCUUUGAUGGAGAAUUGGCUGCUGGACAGGUUUAAAAGUUAUCAUGCAUUAUUUUAAAUAUAUUUCCUGACUAUAUAAGUAAAAAUACAAGUAAUUAUUGACCAAUCUUUCUUAAUUUUAAAAUGGUUUGAGAGGUUGAGGGUUGUUACAGUGUCAUGGUUUCACGGUUCAUCACAUAGUGUUCUUCUUUUUCUUCUUCUUUUUAAACUAAAUGACUAAAAUCUACUUCAAAAUGUUCACAGUUAAGAUGUAUGUGUCCACCAUUGGUGGAUCUCAGCCCACACUAGCCACCACCUUGUAUUUCUUGAUUCAAACAGAAAUACAUUCUGCUUAAUUUAAAGAUUCACCGAGUUAUAAACAUCCCUUUGCUCCUUUUUAGCUUAAUCGUUUUUAAAAAAAGUGAUGUGCAUACUUUUUUAAGUGUCUUUCUUCAGUUUAUUGCUGAAUAAUAUUAAUAUUGACGCUCGACAAUAAGCAGGGCUAGCUGCUUGGCUAAGAAUUUCUUCUACAGUUGUUUUAAAGAUUUUCUUCCGCUAUAACUAAGGCUGUAUCUCUGAAAACAUUUUGUCCUUUGAGUUUUAAAGCUGUAAAAUUGACUGUGGGGGAAAAGGCAGGUAGGCAUUUUUUGCAGCAGUGCUGUUAGCCAAUCAGAGGCGAUACUGUAUGUUUGCAUGUAUGAAUAUUCAUGAGCAAGAGCCAAAUCCUGUCUUUCUUCAGAGACCACUAAUCCAGUGAUUUAAAGCAGGGCUAAAUAGAAACACCUGAUAACUUUUUUUUCUAAAAAAAAAAAAAAAGAAAAUGACUUACAUGGCAUUCAUUCAUACUAGAGACACAACUAUACAUUUUAAUAUGAUUAAAAAAAUGAUGGAAUGAGACCUUUAAAUGUAUUUAUUAUCUUUUUUUAUCCCAGUGUUCACCUUCUCUUGCACAUAAAGUUAGUUUUAAGUUGUUAAAAAUAUUAAAUCUCCCCUCCUAAAAUUCUCUGUCCAAAUUAAGACUAAGGUUAUUCAUAAUUAUUGAAGUUAAUUGUUUGAAACAUGAUGUGGAUACUGAUGACCUGAUCAUGUUGCAGGACUUUUACUUCAAGCUUUCUGCAGAAAAGAUUGGCUUAAUUUACAUUUACUAAAACAUACAGCUAAAAAUACAUUUAGGCCUUUUAAAACAUAUAGAUUAUGGGUGAAAGUUGGGCCAAACUUGAUAAAAGUUUGGUUUAAACUGAUCUUGAAACCAUGACACUGUAUUCAUUCCUUAAAAACUUUACACAGUAGCAACUCAAAUUUUUAUAUGUUGUAUAUACAGCUCUGGAAAAAAUGAUAAGAUCACUUCAGUUUCUCAAUCAGUUUCAAUUUAUGGGUUUAUGUUUGAGUAAAGUGAACUUAAAAAAAAAAAUAUUCUCAUUUAGAGCAUUUAUUUGCAGAAAAUGAGAAAUAGCUGAAAUAACAAAAAAGGUGCAGAACUUUCAGACCUCAAAUAAUGCAAAGAAAACAACAAGUUCAUAUUCAUAAAGUUUUAAGAGUUCAGAAAUAAUCAAUAUUUGGUGGAAUAACCCUGGUUUUUAAUCACAGUUUUUUUUUUUCAUGCAUCUUGGCAUCAUGUUCUCCUCCACCAGUCUUACACACUGCUUUUGGAUAACUUUAUGCUGCUUUACUCCUGGUGCAAAAAAAAACAUUUAAGCAGUUCAGUUUGGUGGUUUGAUGGUUUGUGAUCAUCCAUCUUCCUCUUGAUUAUAUUCCAGAGGUUUUUUUAGUGGUCUCCUAUGUUUUCCAGAGCUGUAUUGUCUCUAUAUUUGGCUCUUUUUUAUAUUUGAUAUAAUUAGGAAGGUAUUUCCUUUUUCCUUCUACUAUAAAUUUACCAUUUUGAAGAUAUACCUUUUUACGAGCCUGCAAAACUAUUUGGGUGCCCAAAAACAUUUCUUUUCUUUUUUCUAUACCUUUUAAAAGAAGAUGAGUCGGGCCACAGACUGUGUGUGUGGUGUCUCAGUGGUCUAUAAGUGAAGGCAUUGAGCAGUUUGACUGCGUUCCCACAGAGAAUUAAAUAACAUUAAACAAAUGUUUACUCUCCUCACAGCAUUACAGCUGGUGUGCGUGUGCUGAGUGUGCUUGAUUGGAUGAUAAAACAGGCUUUUUUCAUAUUUUAUAUUCGCAUUUGACUGUGCUUUUGAGAAUUUUAUUCAGUAUACUGACUGAAAAACCCCCUGGGCUUUGUAUAUGACGUGCUAUUGAUUAGCAUUGUAAAGCUCUAUUGUACUCAUAUGCAGGGAGGAACAUGUUAAACGCUCUCUCUGCUGAUACUUUUGCAGGAGUCGAAUCAUAACUUAAUGUAAAUGAAUUUAUUUAAUACCAAAAAAGUGAUGUCUUGUACUGUAUGACUGACUGACUGAUAUCUGUUUUCCUUUCGGAACAGAGUGGAGUAAAUUGCGAGGAGUAGUACUUUGUGUUUGUAUAAAGAUUUAAUUUAUAUCUGCGUUGUAAAUAAGUUGUGAUGAUUUCUGAUUAAAUAUUGUUUUACUUGUGUAAACGUAA